Messenger RNA from Cavenderia fasciculata, 1032 nucleotides. RefSeq names its product G-protein subunit alpha 9 (gene gpaI). Gene Ontology annotation, biological process: adenylate cyclase-modulating G protein-coupled receptor signaling pathway. Gene Ontology annotation, molecular function: GTPase activity; guanyl nucleotide binding; G protein-coupled receptor binding. NCBI's taxonomy places the organism in Eukaryota, Evosea, Eumycetozoa, Acytosteliales, Cavenderiaceae. The record is from RefSeq and is a predicted model, not a curated record. Gene Ontology annotation, cellular component: heterotrimeric G-protein complex. Bases 1 to 1032 code for a protein of 343 amino acids. The transcript has 5 exons.
AUGGGUUGCGGAGGAAGUAUAAUGUCAAAGUCAAGUUUAGCCAUUGACAAGGAUCUUGCCAAUGAGAAAAAGUCGAUGGAUAGAGAAAUCAAAAUAUUGCUUUUAGGUGCUGGUGAUUCUGGUAAAUCAACAAUAGCAAAACAAAUGCGUUAUAUUCAUACACGUGGUUUCUCAAAUGAUGAAGUCAAAAACUAUAGUGAUAUUAUGCAAAGUAAUGUCUUGCAAUGUGUUCAACUUUUGGCAAGAAACCUAGAAAAUUAUGAUAUUCAAGUAGCUCCAGAACUAGUUAAAGAAAUAGAAUACUUUAAAGAUAUCAAUCCAUAUGAAUUACCAUUAGAAGAUCAUAUGGUAAAGUCUGUUGUUGCCAUUUGGAAAGAUGCUGGAAUCCAACAAUUAUAUGAAAAGAGAAACGAAUUUAAUUUAUUGGAAGUAGCUCAAUAUUGUUUAGAUUCAGUUGAAAGAAUCUCAGCCGAUGGUUAUAUUCCAACACAAGAAGAUAUUUUAAAGUGCAGACAAAGAACUACUGGUAUGAAAGAGACAGUCUUUACCGUUGAACAGGUUAGAUUCAGACUUUUGGAUGUUGGUGGUCAAAAGAAUGAACGUAGAAAAUGGAUGCAUUACUUUGAGGAUGUCAAAACCAUUAUUUUCUGUGUUGCACUCGGAGACUACAAUAUGAACCUCGUCGAAGAUGGAGCCACCAAUCGUAUGGAGGAUUCAUUAAAAUUAUGGAAGGAAAUCAUUGGUAAUCCAUAUUUCAAGGGUACUUCUUUUGUUCUUUUCUUAAACAAGAAUGAUCUUUUCAGAGAAAAGGUUGUCAAAGAUUCUUUGGCAAACUAUUUCCCAGAUUACUCUGGUGGACUCGAUUAUGAAAGAGGUUUAGAAUUUAUUAGAGGUAAAUAUCUCCAAAUGGUUCCACCAAGUAUGACUGUAGUUGCACAUGUCACUACGGCUACCGAUACUGAAAAUAUUAGUGUGGUUUUUGAUGCUGUUCGUAGAACUAUUAUCAACCAAAUUCUUAAAAUUCACUUUUAA